This is a messenger RNA of Mercurialis annua (annual mercury), 1137 nucleotides long. RefSeq lists its product as uncharacterized. The transcript has a single exon. Bases 1 to 1137 code for a protein of 378 amino acids. Lineage: Eukaryota; Viridiplantae; Streptophyta; Magnoliopsida; Malpighiales; Euphorbiaceae. The record is from RefSeq and is a predicted model, not a curated record.
AUGUUUUCUUCUAAUUUGAUUAGUUUCAUUCUUAAUGAUUCUGAUUCAGAUGAUGAUAUGGAGAUUACAAUAUCUACCAUUGGAGAGUUGCUCAACAAAAAAAGAAAAAUAUCACGACAUGGAGGUUCAGUUUUUGGUCAUACUGUUAUUUUGCGUAACCGAGUUCAUGGACACAAUAAGCUUUUUCAUGACUAUUUUGGAGAUAAUCCUGUAUAUUCUCCAAAUUUAUUUAGAAGAAGAUUUCGAAUGAGUCGACCUCUAUUUCUGCGUAUUCAAUCCGCUAUAGAAGCUCAUGAUCCAUAUUUCAUUCAAAAAAGGGAUGCAACUGGACAUUUAGGUUUGUCUUCUCUUCAAAAGAUCACUGCUGCGUUGCGAAUGCUUGCUUAUGGAGUUACAGCAGACUAUGUUGAUGAAUACGUAAGAAUUGGUGAGGGUACUGCCAUUGAAAGUCUAAAAAAAUUUGUUAAAGCAAUCAUUUCAAUUUUUUCAGAGAAGUACAUGAGGUCUCCAAAUAAGAUGGAUACGGAUAGAUUGUUAAAAGAUAAUGAAAGUCGUGGAUUUCCUGGGAUGUUAGGAAGUAUUGACUGUAUGCAUUGGAAAUGGAAAAAUUGUCCAGUUGCAUGGAAAGGAAUGUAUGUUGGCCAUGUUCGUGAGCCAACUAUAAUUCUUGAAGCUAUAGCUUCACAUGAUCUUUGGAUAUGGCAUGCAUUCUUUGGACUACCAGGGUCACAUAAUGAUAUAAAUGUGUUAGAUCGAUCUUUUGUAUUUUCAGAACUUGUUGAAGGACGAUCCCCCCCAGCUAACUAUUCAGUCAAUGGCCAUGAUUAUUCAAUGGGGUACUAUCUUGCUGAUGGCAUUUAUCCUUCAUGGUCAACAUUUGUGAAAACAAUUCCAUUUCCACAAAGUCAUAAGCAUAGGCAAUUUGCUGCAGCUCACGAGUCAACAAGAAAAGAUGUUGAACGAGCAUUUGGAGUAUUGCAAUCAAGGUUUGCCAUUGUGCGUGGACCAGCACGUUUUUGGCAUCGUGAAACUCUAAAAGAUAUUAUGAAAGCUUGCAUCACAUUACCUAAUAUGAUUAUUGAAGAUGAGAGACAUAUUCAAAACUUAGAUUAUAAUUACGAUACACAGAAAAUAUAG